This is a messenger RNA of Tachyglossus aculeatus (Australian echidna), 2113 nucleotides long. RefSeq names its product RAB7A, member RAS oncogene family (gene RAB7A). NCBI's taxonomy places the organism in Eukaryota, Metazoa, Chordata, Mammalia, Monotremata, Tachyglossidae. Gene Ontology annotation, molecular function: GTP binding; GTPase activity. Gene Ontology annotation, biological process: phagosome-lysosome fusion; endosome to lysosome transport. Bases 130 to 753 code for a protein of 207 amino acids. The transcript has 6 exons. The record is from RefSeq and is a predicted model, not a curated record. Gene Ontology annotation, cellular component: lysosome; late endosome; phagocytic vesicle.
GGCGGGGGUGCUGCUCCUCACCAUCAGCUUCUUCAUCAGCAUCAUCAUCAUCAUCGUCGUCGUCGAGGCCCCAGCCGGCGGGAUCCGUGCAGCGCCUGCCGGCGACCUCGACUCGAGAGCGUUUGAAAGAUGACCUCCAGGAAGAAAGUUUUGCUGAAAGUUAUCAUCCUGGGAGAUUCUGGGGUGGGGAAGACAUCACUCAUGAACCAGUACGUGAACAAGAAAUUCAGUAACCAGUACAAGGCCACAAUAGGAGCAGACUUCCUGACGAAGGAGGUGAUGGUGGAUGACAGACUAGUUACAAUGCAGAUCUGGGACACAGCAGGGCAAGAACGGUUUCAGUCCCUCGGUGUGGCCUUCUACAGAGGAGCAGAUUGCUGCGUUCUGGUCUUUGAUGUGACUGCCCCCAACACAUUCAAAACCCUGGACAGCUGGAGGGAUGAAUUUCUCAUUCAAGCCAGUCCCAGGGAUCCUGAAAACUUUCCCUUCGUCGUGCUGGGAAACAAGAUUGACCUAGAAAACAGACAAGUCGCCACAAAACGAGCACAGGCCUGGUGCUACAGCAAAAAUAAUAUCCCCUACUUUGAGACCAGUGCCAAGGAAGCCAUCAACGUGGAACAGGCUUUCCAGACAAUUGCACGAAAUGCACUUAAACAGGAAACAGAGGUGGAGCUGUACAACGAAUUCCCCGAACCCAUCAAACUAGACAAGAACGACCGAGCAAAGGCCUCUGCAGAGAGCUGCAGCUGCUGAAGGGACUUGUGGGGUAGAGCACGAGUCCUUCACAAACCAAUAUCACACUUAGGCCUUCAAACACAAGCCCCCCCCCCCACCCCCCCGCCCCCUUUUCAAAACAAAAGUAAUCAAUUGUCCCAUUUCCAGCUGCCAAAACACCUUUCUCCUCCUCCCACCUCCCUCCCCUCAACCCCUUCCUUACCAAGUCUGCCACGAGCAAACAAGCCCAUUCUCGUAACACAGCUCCAUCAGUGUCCUGUCCCAAUCACAUCAAACCAUUUUGUGCGGUAGCAGGACUGUUUGAAAACAGUUCUAAAGUAGGUUUGGCAUUGGAAGCUAAUUCCACUUGUCCAGUGGAGAGAAACUCUUUACAGUUAAUCUGUAACGAGUUUUCUGGUUUGGUUUUUUUUGGGUUUUUUUAAACUGUCUUGUGGCUUUUUUUUCUAUCCCCUGUGAAGGCUUCAACUGGGAAGGCUGGCUACCCGUAGUUCAUUGCAAGCUCACACCCAGUCCAACUGGGUUGAGUUUUGUAUGUAUCUGUUAAUGCUUAUUACUUUUAACUAAUCAGAUCUUUUUACAGUAUCCAUUUAUUAUGUAAUGCUUCUUAGGAAAGAAUCUUAUAGUACAUGUUAAUAUAUGCAACCAAUUAAAAUGUAUAAAUUAGUGUAAGAAAUUCUUGGAUUACAUGUGUAAAGUCCUGAAACGCAGGUGUUUAGAAUGAGGGGAGACCCCUGUUCUGGAUUGCAGCGUGCUAAGCCACACAGAAUUCUGCAAUCCAGUUAGAGGCAGUAUUCUGUACAGUAGAAAUGACUUACGUAAGCCUUUUUAUUGAAGACUUGAGAGCCAAAAAGCUUUCUUCAUCGCCUGGAAAAAUCAAGUUCCCAUCUGUACCUAAAUAAUCAUCAGAUGAUUUGCAUAAUAUAUCAGUGUGUGCAAUGGAUUAUUGGAGGCUAUUUGCAGAUAUUAAAAUGAACGUUCCCUCCUCUUCCACCCUUAAACUUCCAACUGUUAAAUCAGCAUUCUACAAAGAACCGAAAGGAAAAACUACAGAUGUUUUAGUGAUUUUCUUUUUUUUUCUUUUUUUUUUUUUAAACCUUUGUUCUAGAAGGCGCUCCUCCACCUUCCGGGUUGUGAUAUGUUCUUAGGCUAGAACUCUUCCUCUUCCCACUCCAUCCCUCAAUAUCCCAAUAUUACCAAUCAUGAAUCUGUUUCUUCAACAUGAAAACCUAGCUGUCUUACUCCCCUCCCUAGUAUCUGUCCCUGCGUCGUAGCUUGCUUAAAUGGAGCACUUCUCCCUAUUUUCCAGAGGCCUGUGGGCUGAGUUCUUCUGUAAAGAGAUGAACAUGAUGCCAAUAAAAUUUAACAAGAACAAAGAUCA